AUGGCUCGUAUUAAGCAAACUGCCCCUAAAUCGACCGGUGGAAAAGCUCCCCGUAAACAACUAGCCACCAAAGCUGCCCGAAAGAGUGCCCCAGCCACCGGCGGUGCUAAGAAGCCUCAUCGUCUCCGUCCUGGUACGGUUGCUUUGCGUGAAAGCCGUCGUUAUCAGAAGAGUACUGAAUUGUUGAUCCGCAAAUUGCCCUUCCAACAUUUGGUUCGUGAAAUCGCUCAAGAUUUCAAAACCGACUUGCGUUUCCACAGCUCUGUUGUCAUGGCCUUGCAAGAAGCCAGUGAAGCCUACUUGGUUGGUCUUUUCGAAAACACUAACUUGUGCGCAAUCAAUUCUAAGCGUGUCACCAUCAUGUUGACGUUUUAA
Musca domestica (house fly) is the source of this 375-nucleotide messenger RNA. RefSeq names its product histone H3-like. The record is from RefSeq and is a predicted model, not a curated record. Bases 1 to 375 code for a protein of 124 amino acids. NCBI's taxonomy places the organism in Eukaryota, Metazoa, Arthropoda, Insecta, Diptera, Muscidae. Gene Ontology annotation, molecular function: DNA binding; structural constituent of chromatin; protein heterodimerization activity. The transcript has a single exon. Gene Ontology annotation, cellular component: nucleosome.